Molecule: messenger RNA, 1231 nt
Organism: Abrus precatorius (Indian licorice)
Lineage: Eukaryota; Viridiplantae; Streptophyta; Magnoliopsida; Fabales; Fabaceae
Product: glucan endo-1,3-beta-glucosidase-like
Exons: 2
Coding region: 51-1085 (344 amino acids)
Biological process (GO): carbohydrate metabolic process
Cellular component (GO): plasma membrane
Molecular function (GO): hydrolase activity, hydrolyzing O-glycosyl compounds
Source: RefSeq, a predicted model, not a curated record
AUCACUUCUAAGUUCUAAGAGUUUAUUUAUAAUAUUUUGAUGCAGCAAGAAUGGUAAAUAUACUGUUCUCCAGAGGCUACACCACCAUGUCUGUCAUAUUGCUGCUUAUUGGAAUGUUAGCGUUCACUGAAGUAGAAUUAACGGCUGCACAAACCUUGGGUGCUUGUUAUGGGGCAAAUGGAAACAAUCUCCCACCACCACAAGAAGUAGUGGAUUUAUACAAAUCAAACGGCAUUGGAAGAAUGCGGAUAUACGAUCCAAAUGAAGGUGCCCUUCAAGCCCUUAGAGGUUCAAACAUUGAGGUGAUCCUUGGUGUCCCUAAUGACAAACUUCAAUCUCUCACCGAUGCUGGAGCUGCCACAGAUUGGGUCAAUACAAAUGUCAAAGCUUAUUCAGCUGAUGUCAAAUUUAAGUACAUUGCAGUUGGUAACGAAGUUGAACCAAGUGACACUAGAGCGAACUAUGUUCUUCCCGUUAUGCAAAACAUUCAAAAUGCAAUUUCCUCAGCCAACUUACAAGGCCAAAUCAAGGUCUCCACGGCAAUAAAAACUAGUCUUGUAGCCAACCCUUACCCACCCAAUAAUGGGGUUUUCAGUGAUAGUGCAAUUCAAUAUAUAAAGCCUAUAGUUGAUUUCCUAGCGAGUAACGGGGCACCACUUCUUGCAAAUGUGUACCCUUACUUCUCCUAUGUUGAUGAUCAUCAACAACACAUAAGUCUUGAAUAUGCAUUGUUUACUCAACAAGGAACAAACGAGGUUGGGUAUCAAAACCUGUUUGAUGCGUUGUUGGAUUCUCUCUAUGCUGCUCUUGAAAAGGCAGGGGCAUCCAAUGUGAAUGUUGUUGUAUCUGAGAGUGGGUGGCCAUCUGAUGGUGAGGUUGCAGCCACAAUUGAGAAUGCUGGAACUUACUAUAAGAAUUUGAUUAAUCACGUCAAGGGUGGGACUCCAAAGAGGCCAAAUUGGCCCAUAGAGACUUACCUUUUUGCUAUGUUUGAUGAAAAUCGUAAGGAUGAUCCAGAAACUGAGAGACACUUCGGCCUUUUUAGACCUGACAAAUCUCCUAAGUACCAACUCACUUUCAAUUGAACAUGCGUUACUUUGUUCUCACUUAGAAUAAGGGUACCUCUUCCCCAUGAAUUUACCGGAAUGUAACAUGUACUAAUUGAUGCUUCCGACAAAUAAUUAUCUACAACUUAUCAAAAUCUCAAAAAAUAACAAAUCAUUUUGUCCCU